Molecule: messenger RNA, 3382 nt
Organism: Zea mays
Lineage: Eukaryota; Viridiplantae; Streptophyta; Magnoliopsida; Poales; Poaceae
Product: WEB family protein, chloroplastic-like
Exons: 3
Coding region: 207-3092 (961 amino acids)
Biological process (GO): reciprocal meiotic recombination
Source: RefSeq, a predicted model, not a curated record
CUGCACGAUCAUCACCAUCUCCUCGAUCGAGUCCACCUUCAUGUUCCUUCUUCCUCCAGGGUCCUCCCUCUUCGUUGUCACCCCUCUUCUCCUCCAAGUCUGGAGCCUGGACCUGGACUCCACCAUCAUAAACGUUCGAGCAUGCAUGUCCUCCCUCUUCGUUGUAACAAACUGCUGCUGCUCCCAGGCGCCCUUGGCAUCUGACAAUGCUUCGAAGCGAAGGUUCCAAUUCCAACCAGAAACAACCGUCCAACGGCAGGGCUACGUCGGCACAUCGUGUCAGCAGGCCCUCAAAACCUGCAAGCAAGCCAGCGGAUCGCGCGCCUUCUGGCCCUUCUCCAUUGCAGCACCAUGCUGCCAGCAGGACCCAUCUCAACAGGUCCUCGGCGUCCAUCGACCUGACGCCGACGACGAAGCCAUCGCCUGGAGGAGCGGCAGGACGCCGAUCCUUCAAGGCGCCGCCGGCGUCCCGGAGCAGUAGCACUACCGAUAGACAACAGCCGAGGGCUGCGAGGACGUCCGAGCUGCAGCCGCAGCAGCUGACCCUCCUGCAGGAGGACCUCAAGAACGCGAGGGACCACCUGGCCUCCCUCGAGAAUGACAGGGCUCAGAUCCUCGAGGAGCUGGCCGUCUCCAAGUGCCUCGCCGCCGACGCCUACGGCAAGCUGGAGGACUUGCUGGUCGCGCAGCGGCGGGCCGAGGAGGCGCUGGAGCUCGAGAGGUUCAAGUCCACGGAGCGCGAGCAGGCUGCCAUCGACCUGGCGCAGAGGACGGAAGACGAGUGGCAGAGGAAGUACGACAGCGUCAGGACGCGCCACGCCGAGGACGUCGCCUCCCUCGUCGCCACGACCAGGGAGCUCGAGGCCGUCAGGGACGAGCUGGCCGCCACCGCGCAGGCCAAAGAAUCGGCUCUAAACCAGGCGGACGAGCUGCAGGAGAUCGCCAACGGCAAAGCGGAGAAGGUGGAGGUCCUGACGGCUGAACUGGCCCGCCUCAAGUCCCGGCUCGACACCGAGCUGGAGAACAAAGCCAAAGAAGCCGCGAAAGUCGUCGAGAGGCUGGAGUCUGAAGCUUCCGCGUUGAGGGGCGAGCUCCGCAAGGCCAAGGAGUUCGAGGAGAAGCUCGCCAAAGCGGAACGGGCGGUGGACGGGCUCAAGAGGGCGGAAGCGGACGCCAGCCGGUCGGCGCAGGAGUGGAAGAGCAAGGCGGGGUCGUUGGAGACUCGCCUCGAAGCCGCCUCGCAGCUGAACAAACGCAACGAGGAGUCGCUGGCGUCACUGACCAACAGCUUUGAGGACUGCACGUCCAUGCUCCAGGACAAACAGUCACAGCUCCUCCAGCUCGUGAGCAAGGUGGCAACCCUGGAGAAGGAAGCUAGCGAGUACAAGGAACGUUUCCUCGAGACCAGCAGGCGCCUCGAGGUCGCAGCAGAGGAAGCGUGCGAGCUACGUGCGGCCACUGAUGGACUGAGGUCUGAACAACAGCUGCUGCACGAGGCGCAUCGACAAGCCGUCGGCGCCGAGAAGACAGCGAGCGCGCGGGUUGGCCACCUCACCGAAGGCAAUAACAAGCUGCUCAUGGAGCUUGCCAACACCAGAGAAGAGAGGGACAAGGCGAAGAAGGCCAUCGAGGAUUUGGCGGCCGCGCUACGUGAAGUGUCGUCAGAGGCAAGCGAGGCCAAGGAAAGGGUCCUUGCGAAGCAGGCAGAGCUAGACAGUGCCCAGCUUCAGAUGUCAGAACUGAAGGCGGCGAUGAAGAACGCAGAGGAAAUGUACCAGUUAAGGAUAGGCGAACCGAACUACGAGACUGAAUGCCUCAGGAAGACGAUCGAGAGGAUGGGUUCGGAGGCCAAGAUUUCGAAGGAUGAUUGGGUAUCGAAAGAGGCCGGGUUUGUUGAUAUGCUCAAGAGAUCUGAUGAUGGAAUUAGCUCUGUCCAGCUGGAAAUGAACAGGCUUACAGAGUCUCUGAGAGCUGCAGAGAACCAAGUGCAGGAGCUCGGGGCACAUAAGACCCAGCUGCUCAGUAAGCUGCAGGAAUUCGAAGUCCAGGCAACGAAUACUGAAGAAGAAGCGAAGGCAGAGAGCGCGCACCUCAAAGACCUUCUGUCCUCCAAGGACAAGGAGCUGCUUGCUCUGAAUCAUGAACUCGCCGAGCUGCGACUAAGAGAGAGCGCCGCACUAGAGAAAGCCAGCGAGGUCUCCAAGUUGCUCAGAGAGAUAACAGCGAGAAAGGCCGUGGUGGAAGAAAGCACUGACAAGUCCAAGGCCCUGCUCACCAAGCUGGAAAUGGACAGUGUGCUCGAAUCACUGAAAGCCACGGAGGGCGAAGCGAAGGCUGCCAAGGAGGAGAAGGCGCAGCUGCAGAACAGGCUGAGGCUGCUCGAGUCCAAGAUCACCGAGGCCAACCUGACCUCGGAGGAGGCAAAGGUCAGCAGCCUGAGGUUGAAGGAGACGCUGGAAGACAGGGAGCGCCAGCUGGCGAGCAUUGUACAGGAGAACAGAGAGGUGCGGGCAAGAGAAGCGGCUGCUCAGGCCAAGAUCGACGAGCUCGCCACGCUGCUGGCACAAGCCACCACCUGGAAAGGAGGAGAGCCAUUGAACGGGGCGGUCACGAGGAGCCCGGAGAAGCAGCCGAGCGUGCUCCUGAAGCUCAUCUGCUCGCCGGCCCAUCAUAAUGUCCGAGACGACGACGGGAACAAUGCCGAGAUCACCCAAAACCAAAAGGAGGACAUCAAGCACGUUGAGAUGGAGACGGUCAGGCAAGCGAAGCAUGAGAAGGAAGGCGAUGUAUCACUAUCAGCAUCAGCAGUGGACGCCAACCCUUUGGAGAACAGCAUGAUCGUAGAGGACGACCUGUCUAAAGAGAGGGACGAGGGUUCCGAGUCGAGUGACGAUGACGAUGCUGAGUCAGCGGGGGACGAUGCGCUCGUGGAUCAGAUGAACGGACUGCUGAUCCAUGGCCCCACAUCGUCGUUCAGCCGGGAUCAGCAGCACGUCCAGAAGAAGAAGAAGAGGGCUCUCCUGAAGAAAUUUGGGAGCCUACUGAAGAAGAAAGCUCACUUCACUAAGCUGAGCAGUCAAUCUCACUCCUAGCUACAGCGAUCCAGAGUCCAGACUCCAGACCCACGUAUAUGACUACCCUGCGCAAAGGCCUUUCUUUUAUACGAUGAUGGGUAUGUGAUUUUAUGGUUGUUGGUUUAUGAAUAAUAUUUGCAGUGAUUAGCCUUGCAUUCCAUUCCUUCCGAUUAGUUUCUUCUGUGCUGAUGUUGCACAUCAUUGAGCAAUUAUUCUUUGGUUGUUAAAUUGCCAAGUCAAUUAUUAUUUGUGUUGAAUUUGUAUCCAAAUCUCUACUAUUUAUCAAGGGUGCAAGGGUCGUAGCCUGA